AUGCGGUGUCGGCAAGUAGCUGGGGAGCAGGUAAUUUUCAGGUGGUGGAAAAUCUCACUUAGGAAUGAAUUUCGUGAAUCAAGACCUGGAGAAAUUAAAGAAUCCCAGGAGGAUUUUUUGGAUGAUUCAUCUCUUCAUAUUCAGAUUGCUAUAGUGUUUGGUGCCAAAGUUCUGGAACAUGUCCUCAAUCUGUGCCGAGGUAACUAUGACUUCCUGGAACGGCUUCCUGUCCCGUUGCUCCUGUACAUCAUUUCCUUUCUGGAGCUUGAAGACAUUGCCAGGCUUUCUCAAGUUUCACGCAGAUUUGAAAUGAUAAGUAACAGUAACGCGCUAUGGGAAAACAUUGUGGAGAACUUGUGCGACACAAUUACACCUGAAAUGAAAGAACUUGCAGAGGAAAUGGGCUGGAAACAAUUCUUCUUCACAAACAGGCUGCAGCUGCAGCUGCAGCUCCGGAGGAGGAGGCAGAGACAAGAUGCUCGGAACAAAAAACUAACUGAAUAAAGAUGCAUUUUUCAUUGAAGCAAUUGUUAGAAGGUGUGGGUUCGCUGUUUUUCAGGUCAGACAUACUGACUUUUCUGCUUUACUAGGGAAAGCAGAUUAUUUUAAGGAUUGAAAGAGGAAAAAAAAAAUGUCUUACGCAGAGCAACAUGCAAAUAAUACAAAGUUUAAUAUGUUGGGCAUCCUGAAAUUGUAUUACAGUCAGCAUCGUAACAGUUACUAGUAUUAGAAGAGGUUGUGGCUUCUUUGUACUUGUUCUGACUUCUCUAUUUUGUAUAUACGCUAUACAUGCUCCGUGCCUUGUAUCAGAUGCUACGGCAUUGUCAUCAUUACCUGUAUAGAAAACCAUCUAUCAUUUCCUACUACAAAAGUUGCUGAUGAACGCUGAGGUUUUUACUGUCCACCAUGGUAAAUCUGCAAUGUUUAUAGGCAAGUCACAUAUGGCUGGUUCCAGUUUUUGAUGUGUGUUAAAAUGUUUUAAAAUUAAUUAUCUAAACUUCAAGCAAAUAAUAAUUUUGUCACCAAGAAGAAACUUCUUUGGUGACUGAGGGUGUGGAUCAAAUGAUCAUCCUCAUCUCGGACAAUCCACCAGAAUCAUGUCUGAAGCACUCUGCCAGAAUGGUAUAUGGCAAAAUUCUUCCUUGAUGUUGCUGAUGCAGGAACUUCUGACAGUAAUUGACUUCCAUUGUUCCAGUUGCGUAUUUGGUAAGAGACGUUCGCUAUCUUAAAAGACCGUAACAAUGGUUACUGAAGAGUGCUGUAAAAUGAAGGCAGUUCUUACUGACAUUACUGACUUACUCCAACAAUCAACUUCAGUAAUUAAGCGGCCAAAUAUUACUACUCUGAAAGUACCUGUUGAUUAACGUAUCAUUUGCCACUGACUAGAAUUAAGGCCUGAGUACUAAAAACAGCGAUUGCCGUAUUUGGAUAUAACAGUGUAAUAUUUGAAGGGCGUCUUAGGUUUACAAUUUUUUAACGUUUUAUUAAUUGAUUAAAAACUAUGAAUACAGGGUUCUUAUAUCAUUCUAUUUCUUUACAAAGCAGUAUUUUAAUUCUUAAAAGAUAUUUGCUAAUUUAGAUUAAGAAUAUUUUGUUCUACAACUGUAUUCUUGAAGCAUUUGGUGAUUGUGGAUCUUUAGAUGAAGAAACACUGAAGUAUAUUCUUUCCUCUUUGUGACUAUUUCCUUUUAGGACAAUGAUAAAUACAAAUUUCACGAUGUGCAUAAAAUACUGCAUUCAUAAAAUUUCUGUUCUGUGU
Molecule: messenger RNA, 1759 nt
Organism: Aptenodytes forsteri (emperor penguin)
Lineage: Eukaryota; Metazoa; Chordata; Aves; Sphenisciformes; Spheniscidae
Gene: FBXO36
Product: F-box protein 36
Exons: 4
Coding region: 1-504 (167 amino acids)
Molecular function (GO): protein binding
Source: RefSeq, a predicted model, not a curated record